Tuber melanosporum (Perigord truffle) is the source of this 5530-nucleotide messenger RNA. RefSeq lists its product as uncharacterized. Gene Ontology annotation, cellular component: cytoplasmic stress granule; cytosol. The transcript is spliced from 6 exons. Gene Ontology annotation, biological process: positive regulation of translation; mRNA stabilization. Gene Ontology annotation, molecular function: RNA cap binding. The record is from RefSeq and is a predicted model, not a curated record. Bases 787 to 4101 code for a protein of 1104 amino acids. NCBI's taxonomy places the organism in Eukaryota, Fungi, Ascomycota, Pezizomycetes, Pezizales, Tuberaceae.
GCCGGAUUUUUUUUUUUUGAGGGGCCAAAGGCCUUUUCUAUCCGCUCAGGAAACAAAAGUUCCUUCGACUCUCUUCCCACUCAACUCUGUCGCUCUCGCUUCCUUCUAGCUUCCUUUCCCUCCGAUAGCGAUUCGGUUCGGUCUACAGUCAACCUCGGCUCGCUAUUGUUUCUCGACCCUGCCACGACUGCUUUCACCGAACGAAUUCCCGUUCUGUCACAGUUCUUGACGAAAGUCCACGUUUCCCUUUCUUCUAGGCAGAAACGCCUCUUUUCCUUUUAGUCAACACACUUCCGUCGACCGACUGUUCUGGUACCUUACCUGGGUUACUUGUACUCGCUCAGCACCCGCCGUACGUUGCUUUCCUGUCGGUAAAAUAAAUAAAUAAACGGAUCAACGAACCAGCGUUGUCUUACGGUUUCGCUUUUCCACGAGUUUCCGGACGAACCUCUUGGGAGAAUAAUAUCCCUCGUAGGUCCUGGGCGACUUAAGAAGGCACCUGUUCUCUGGUUUGCUUCUGCUCUUUGUGAGAGUUUCUGCAACUGUUAGGAGUUUGAUUGCCCCGUCAUCCUUUUUCCUUUUUGAAAGCGGGUUUUGUCGUCCCUGGGCUAUUGCAACUUUGUUGACGGCUCAAUUUCCGAAAACCCCACGAAGUACGGCAACUUCCAUUCCCCUCUCUCAUAUUCCAUAGGAAUUUGUGUUAGGUCAUAAUAGCCUUUCGCAUCAUUCCCCUUGAAUUCUUGUGAUAGAGGUACAACUUUCUCUCUUAUAAACGUUCUCCGUGCCAUGACUACGUCUGGAAGCAGGCCAUUAAACUCCACGGAGAAUACAUUCUCUUACGCCGCUGCGGCUUCUGGGAAGAACUCUACUGGCCCGACAACCAGAUCGCAAUCUGCUACUUCAAAAAAUCCUGUUGUUUCUUCAAACGGUUCCGCAGGCACACAACAUCCUGUAUCGGCUUCGUCAUCAACAGCGCACAGCAUGAACGGCGGUACCGCUCCAACGAUAAGGACUUCUACCCCCCACUCGGUUGCGAUGCCGGAUUCCUAUCUAAAGCGGGGUUCAGAUAUGAGGGCCGCCCCCCCGGCUGCUUCAGUUCCAUCACCUGGCCUUGGAACUUCGUCAUCGGUUGUGUCCAAGGAGGACGAUUCUCUGUCAGCUAUAUUGUCCGUGCCGGAAGACAAGGCAAAUUCUUGGGAGAAACAGUCCCAGACGUCUAGUCAUGCGGAUAACAAGUCAAGUUCUGGAAGUAGAACGCCAGAUGUUCAUAGGGGCGGUGAUCUUAUCCCCGCCUCUAUCCCUCCAGUAAAUCCCUGGAAGGUAAGAUCCGAGAGUAUCGCCAGAAAACCCCCUUUUCCGGCCCCUGCCAUCCCAGCACUCCCGAAGUCUAUGGCGGGUCCUAACGCUGCCUCCGCAAAGGCUAGUAGUGAGGGGUUGGCUGAGCGAGGGGUAGUUGCGGGAAAGGAAGUUCCAGCCAAUGACCCGUCUGAAGUUCACGAUAGGGGGAAGGGUGAAGAGCUAUCGAGCACAACUGGGGACUGGAAGGAUGCUCAGGCAAAGGAUCGUAGGAAGGGUGGAGAGGCUGCUAAGGUUAAUGGUUUUGUUGGAAUGGAUGGCGGAGUUCCGAGAAAGUCGGGGAAGAAGGGUCAACAAGAGAAGGAGCUAACUGCCCCUGUCCUUCCUCCUCCGGUAACGGACACAGAAUCUUGGCCGACACCAGAGACGGCCCAGGAUGGGGCGGAGAAAUACAAGAAGGAGAGGGCUGAUAAAGACAGGCCUAAUGCGCCUGUAGCUCGAGGGAACAAAGUUUGGGUUGCGGCGGCUGAGAUAGUUCCGGAGUACGUACAACCAUACAAAGCACCUCGUGGAGGCAGGAGCAAUCGUUCAAUUCGCGAAGGUGGCGGUAGGGGGGCUGGGGCUUCUUAUCAGGCUGGGGAGAGGAAUACUUAUGGGUCUGAAAAUGAGCGUGGCCGUCAAGGCGCCGGUGUGAGUGCAGCUCGUGGGGGCUAUCAGGGCGGGAAAGGUGGCAAACGGGCUACAAGUGCUGGUGGAACCCCCCAGCGUCGUGAUUCCAAGGUUGCGUUGCCGACUGCUACUAGCGAAAGAAAAAGAGAGUUUGUGAAAGAUGGCGUCGAACCUGAUUCUGGGCCUGGCCAAUCGGUAAAGCCGUCAGGGGCGCAGGGCGACGGGCUGCCUAGUGGCUCAGGGGCCAAGGCAGCAGAUCAGCCCAAUGAGGGCCAGGACCGCAAUUACCAAAAUGGCCAAAACUUGCAUCAUAACUCGGGAGAACGCGUUCCUUAUCGAUCCUUCAAUAAUCGAUCCGAUUACUCAACUGCUGAAGGGGGCUCUUCGCAUCCUCCGCGCGAGAGAGGAAUGGAGCCCCGCGGGCGCGGCGGCCACAGGGGGCGGAACGGAAGCUUCUAUGGUUCACAAUAUUCAAAUAAUCACCACAACGGUGGUCAUCAUGCCGGUUCCGGCUCUUAUAACUCUACACCCCAAAAUUUCCACCCGGGCCAUACCAAUGGCCAGUAUUCGUCUCAGAAUCCACAGGCAUCGGGCAGAUCAUACAGGGGUUCCUCGAGAGCGCACUCACUGCCAAAUACGGCAGUCUACAACAGGUUUCCAAAUCCCCAUAUGCAGUCACCGCCAUUCGUGCCUUUCCAGGUGCCCUAUGGAUUUGAAAUGGUGCCACCGGGCGAGGCUCCAAUGGUGGGUAUUGCAUUCCCACCGUUGCCAGAAAUUACCAAUCAGAUCAAUUACUACUUUUCGGUUGAUAACCUUUGCAAGGAUAUGUAUCUACGAAAGCAUAUGGAUAACGAGGGUUUUGUUGCAUUGUCGUUCAUUGCAAACUUUAACCGAGUCAGAGGCUUGACGCAAGAUCCCAAUAUGCUCAGGGAUGCAUGUAUGCAGUCUCAGGAUUUGUUCCUUAUACCUGGCCCUGAUGAUUGGUAUCUCCGCAAAGCAGAAGGGUGGGAAAAGUGGACUUUGGCUGAGGAGGAGCGUGAACCAUCUGCUCGUGGAUCGCGUGCACUGGCAUGUGGCGACCCAAGGUUACUCGGUUUGCAGAACGGUGUACCAGGUGAAAUGUCAGGCUCUGCCCCGCCCUUCAACCCUGAUCCUAGGAGGAACAGGUCUUUGGGUACUAUAGCCGUUGGCGCACCUCCGUUUAUUCCAUCUGGGGGUGUCUAUCCUCAAUCUGCGGGCGGCAUGGGAAACUAUGGGACUCUACUGUCGGCUGAAGUUCCGGAGUUCUCGCCAUCUUUCGCAAAUAUGAACGGAUUAUCCAAUGUCUUCGUGCCACAACAUGUGGAUCAGGAGUUUCCCGAUUCCGAUGUUGACCAAUUGAUUAUUGUUGUCAAGCGCCCUGCCGGGGACAGUAAACCGUCUUCACCCGUAGCUUCCCCUUCCAAGCCUCGCUCGAAUGGCAUUGUGUCACCAACGCUUACUAAUGGUGACAUGUCUGGACAUGACUCUAGCAUGGUAUCUCCUUCCAGCGCAGUUUUCCCUGGAAAUUCGGGUGAUAGAUCUAUGAAUGCCCAAGGCGAUGUUGGUUGGUUGCUGUCACAAGACGUUCAAGGGAGCACUGAAACUCCGAACACGCCUCCCAAAAAGCUUGUCCAUAGAUCUUAUGGUAAAUUUCUCUCUCAGACCGUGAGCCAGAGGAAAGAGAGCACCAAACCUACUAAGAAUAGCGAUAUGGCCACUCUGUACCGUUUCUGGUCCCACUUCCUACCCCAAAAGUUCAACGGGAGGAUGUACAGCGACUUCAGGAAAUAUGCCUUAGAGGACGCCAACCAUUCUUUGAGGUCGGGCUUGGAGAGUCUUUUUAAUUUCUACGAAUCUUCCCUCAAUUAUCGGGAGAGUAUUAGCGAGAACUUGGUCCAAGACUUCGUUCGACUGGCAAAGGUCGAUGGGAAGAAUGGGUUUGAGUAUGGACCUCAGAAACUUAAGGCUGUGUUGGGAAACGAUGGCCUCAAGUUGCAUCACAGGCAAAGUAUCGAGGAGCUUCUAGAUGCAGAGGUGAACGGCUUUCUUGAGGGUGGAGUUGAGAAGAAGGACGGACAGCUUGCAGAGCUAUAUACUAUAACAUUUGCAGUUUAGCUGCAUCCUAGGGGGAUCGUUCCAACCGCGACGUGAAGUUAUUUUGUGUGACAGACGACGUUACUUGAUGGCUGAUAUAAAUAAAUGAGGUUGAUUGGAUGGCGAAAAACAAAAUGUUAGCUGGUAUUUGUUCCAAUAAAAAGCACAAAUUCGGCGUCUUGUUUUUUUUUCCUUCUUUUUUCUCAGCUAUCAACCAUGUCCAUCCUUUUCCUUAUUUUCCAUCUCUCUUGCGAUACUUAGUUAUCCAUUAUCACUUUCAAGUUCAGCGAACCUAGAUUCCUCUACUCUUUUUACUCAGCUUUUUUCGGAAAAGAAAUUGGCCUGGCUCUGUUUUUCAUCAAUCUUAAUUUUCAUUUGGCGUCUCUAUCGGUUUUUUCUCAUCCCAACCUCAACGAAAAUAAUUCCUUUGGUUUUGUUUCACUGGUGUUUUGUUAUAUUUUCAUCCCUUUUUGCGUCAUUUGGCUUUUUUUGCUCAGGUCUCUUCGGGUUUCUAUUGACUCUACUCUGCACUCUACUCUUGCCUAAUUGUACGCCAAGGCGGGAUGUAUUUUAUGUCGGCUCACAAUAGGGUGGAUUGGAACCGGGGUAUGGAGGGCAUUGGCCACGAAUAGGCGAUGGGUGUUGGGGGGCAAGCAUCCCGGAUAUGUUGAAUAAACGUGGGGACACAAUUUCGGAAUGCGGGAUAUGACAGGGGUUUCUCUCUUUUAUCUCCCUCGCCAACUCUCCCACCCAUCCCUUUCUGCUGUAUACAUUAACCAGACAUUUGGUCUCUUUUAUUUUUCUCCCUUUCCCUCUUAUCCUCCCUUUCUUUCGUUCCGUUUUAAACAGACAUUUCGAUUCUCAUAGUUCGGAUACUAGUGACAUCGAAACUAACCUAUCCCCUUGAAACGGGAUAUUCUUUGUAACGGAUUUACCUUCGUUUUUCCCUACUUCAGUAUCAUCAAUUCAUGGGUUUUUCUUUCUCCUUUUUCUCUCCUCUGAUUCCUUAUCUCCCUCAUUAUCCGUUUUCAUACUUUUUAUUUUCUCUUACCGCUUGGUGUUUAUUAUUUCUUUCUCCUUUGCAUGGGACUAAAAUUGGUGUGCAUGGCAUAUGGUUAAGUUUGUUGUGUCGCUGGGUUAGGUUGGGUUGGACUGGCUUAAGCUGAAGCCGUGGGCUGAGCUUAUGACAAACAGGGGAGCUGUCCGGGCUGGGUCGGGGUCGGAGUUGGGAGGGUACAAAAAUGGAAAAACAGACAUGAAUUUUUAUUCUAUUGCGUGCAACUUUCCGAUCCAUCCAUCCAUCUGCCCGUCUACCUGUUUGUUCUGCCCACUCAUUCUAUUGGUCUAUUUGUUCGCUUUUGCUUAUUUACUUACUCCCUGUGUCUUCUGGUGUGUGGGUGCGUCAUUGGUGGUCACUCGUGGAAAGUAUAGUCCUGACGGGUUUACCUUG